This is a messenger RNA of Sinocyclocheilus grahami, 318 nucleotides long. Its product is annotated as beta-crystallin A1-2-like. The transcript is spliced from 2 exons. The record is from RefSeq and is a predicted model, not a curated record. Gene Ontology annotation, molecular function: structural constituent of eye lens. Gene Ontology annotation, biological process: lens development in camera-type eye; visual perception. The annotation marks the transcript as partial. Lineage: Eukaryota; Metazoa; Chordata; Actinopteri; Cypriniformes; Cyprinidae.
GUGACUGUAUUUGAGCAGGAACACUUCCAGGGAAAAUGUCAGGAGUUCACCUCAGAAUGCUGCAACAUCCAGGAGUGUGGCUUCGACAACAUCCGUUCUAUUCGCGUUGAGAGUGGCGCCUGGGUGGGUUAUGAGCACCACGACUUCCAGGGACAGCAGUUCAUCCUGGAGAGAGGAGAGUAUCCUCACUGGGAUGCCUACAGUGGAAACCUGUCCUACCACGUGGAGAGACUCAUGUCUUUUAGACCUGUCUACUGUGCUGUGAGUUAUUCAUUCCAUUUCAUAUACUAGAAAUCGUAAAGGUAUACAGUAUUUUGU